AUGUCAUUAACGCCAGCACAAAUUGAGGCAAGGGAGCUUCUAGCACCUAUCAAAUUCCACCAGAUUUUCAAGCUACCAGCAACAGAAAAGCACGCAGAGCUCAAGGUAUCCUAUGCCAUUGCAGGACCAUCAGAUGAGAAUGUGCCGACGAUUCUCUUUGUUGUGGGAAUGCUAGGAAUCAGAUGGCUGGCAUUCUCCUUUGAUCAUGUGGCCAUGGAAGAAGGAGUGAGAAUGAUUUUUAUUGACAGACCUGGUUUCGGGGGCUCUACCUCAGUUCCACUCCAAGACCGGUUGCUCAUAUAUCUUGAGACAGUUCCUCUUCUCCUCAAGCACCUGAACAUUGAGCACGUUUCUCUUGCAAGCCAUAGUGCCGGGACUAUAUACGCUCUCAACAUCAUUGCCACUCUCCCUCAUAUUAUCUGUCCCAAACGCCCCAGGAUCACCCUGCUUUCUCCUUGGGUCCAUCAAAACUUGUCAUCGACAACCUUUCUUCAGAUUGCUUCAAAGCUUCCCAAUACUAUGAUCAAUCAUUGGAGCUCGGUUAUGAAUUUUGUUCUGAACAGUGCUACGCCAAUGAUAGCGAGUUCAGGGUCGGUCUUUUCUACUUUGGCAACUGGGGCUGCAUCCCAGGUCGCGGCCGAACAGAAAGUUCGCAAGGCGUACGGUGUAUCGAAAGAGACAAAGAAAGAGAUGGAUAGCCUAAUCUUCAAGUGGGCAUUUCAGGAAGAUACGACAGGCCUAAAUGAUGAGGCUCGGUUGUGUUUGAAGAAAACAGACGACUGUAAUUGGAAUGCUUGCGAAGACUACGAAGACAUGGUCAAAAACUUGGUAGAAUUAUGGACUCAAAGAGUUGAAAGGAAUCAAAGUGCCCGGCUAGAUGUCAAAAUUUACUUUGCUGAAGAGGACAUAAUGAUUGGCGAGAAGGGAAAAGAAUACUUCCGAAAAUGUUGGACUAGCGAAGAUUGGACUGCGAAUAUCACUGUGAACUGUGAACAGUUGAAGGGUACAGAUCAUGACAGUGUCUUGGACCCUCUCAGGAGUAUACGGGAGAUUGCAAAAGCAGCGAGGCAGACGUUAGAUUGA
Molecule: messenger RNA, 1083 nt
Organism: Botrytis porri
Lineage: Eukaryota; Fungi; Ascomycota; Leotiomycetes; Helotiales; Sclerotiniaceae
Exons: 2
Coding region: 1-1083 (360 amino acids)
Source: RefSeq, a predicted model, not a curated record